This is a messenger RNA of Exophiala spinifera, 4176 nucleotides long. RefSeq lists its product as uncharacterized. The record is from RefSeq and is a predicted model, not a curated record. The coding region runs from base 1 to 4176 and encodes 1391 amino acids. Lineage: Eukaryota; Fungi; Ascomycota; Eurotiomycetes; Chaetothyriales; Herpotrichiellaceae. Gene Ontology annotation, molecular function: protein binding. The transcript has a single exon. Gene Ontology annotation, cellular component: endoplasmic reticulum; cytoplasm; plasma membrane.
AUGUCUCGAGCACUGCAGCCUGCUCAGGAUGUUGGCCGUCUUAUCAACCUGGUUCCUGUAGGCCUUAAAGAGGCAGCAAUCGAUUCUCCCACGGCACGAGCGAGCGUUAUACAUUAUGGGGAACAGUUGGAUUUGCUGGAACGGUGGCUCGAUGACUACAUGAAGGCGACAAAUCGACUCGUUGCCGAGUCUCUCACCCUCGAAAACGUUGUCAACAGCUUCAUCUCCCACUCUGUCCUUCCGACCACGGUUUCCGAGUCAAUGCUGGAUCAUGACUACUGCGUGUUGGCCAUGAAGAGAUAUGGUGAUGGGGCCAAAGACUACUGGAUGAGCAUGGUAGCUGUGGUCAAGCGACUUACCGCAAUUGUCGCAGAUCCUAUAAGGCAAUUCCUGGCGAACGACCUAAAGGCAUUCAAAGAUGCGCGGCGAGCUGUAGAGGCCUCACAAAAGACAUUUGAACAUCUACAAUCAAAGUAUGCAGGACUUGGAAAGACCAAAGAGCCGUCAUCGAUAAGAGAGGACGCUUUUCAACUACACGAGGCUCGGAAACUAUACCUGAAAGCCAUGAUGGACUUUUUCAGCCUAGCGCCACAAUUCAGAUUCGCUUUGGACAAAUUGCUGGUCAAGUUGUUUUUCGAGCAGUGGCGCGAGAUGAGAGUAUCCAGGGACAACACCGUUGCGACACUCCAGCGGAGCUCAGACGAGAUGCAAAGAGUGAAAGGCUGGCUGAACGAGAUGGAGACCAGUGAGAAAACAUUUCGAAAAGAGUUGCUGGAGGCUAAAAAGCAGCUGGAAGACACGGCAGAAUUCACGACUCGACCCUCGAGAGAGCUGGACGAUUACAGCCAGUCCACCAUCCCACAGUUUGCCAGCCACGGUCAGUCAGCAAACGGUUCCGCCUUACAGCACUCUCCCAAGAAGGCUGUUCAACAAUCUGGGGAGAAACAGGGUUGGCUAUUCCUUCGAACUUACAGCGGCAAGCCUACGAGGACGCUUUGGAUUCGAAGAUGGGCAUUCAUCCGCAAUGGCGUCUUUGGUUGGCUGUUACAGAGUACUAGAGCUGGUGGAGUUGAAGAGAGUGAACGCAUUGGUGUCUUACUCUGUAACGUUCGUCCAGCUCCAAAUGAAGAACGCCGUUUUUGCUUCGAACUCAAGACCAACAAGAACACUAUCUUGCUACAGGCCGAGACUCAAACAGAAUUGGUAGAAUGGAUUGCAGCGUUUGAGGCCGCAAAGUCGAAAGCUGUCCAGGAUCCUGAUGCUGCACAAAAUCUGAGUGGCGGCGGAAACAUCCAGACGGGGGCGGCGUUUGCAAUCUCUGCCCCUCCCAUCCCUGAAUUUGGGACAUAUAUGUUAGGUUCGACUGAGCCUGGUGCCGGGGGAGACGAUAUUGCAGCUCUCGAGAAGACGAAUACGUUACCGCUUCCAGGAAUGGAUGGGCGCGAGACAAGUGUAGACUUACCGCGCCGUUCAACUGCAAUGGAAGAAAGUGGUCACCGCGAAACUGCAUCGCGUAUCAUCUCGAAGCUAGACCUUCAUCGCAAAAGCGCCGCUUCACCGCAGGUAUCGGCCAGCCCGUCCACUCCAAACUUAGCUGCUGGUGGAGGCAUAGCGAGCUUGAUCGCAGCGAGUCACGGUUCAAUGCCUGUUGGCCCCGGCAUUAGCAUGGUACAAAAUCCGGAAAUAGAUUCGAAACCGCGAAACACGUUUACAUUGGCGCUCCGAGACAUGCCCGCGAGCACAUUGGCCCCUUCGACGUUAGCCGCAGUCCCAUCACCCACGAACUUCAGUAGAUCCGCUGUGAUCAUCACUGGGGAACGCGGGCUUAGCCCUGCCCCAGAGAAGAGCGGCAUUCCGACAAGCUUACUAGCGAAUCUGUGGGGGGCGUCAAAUACUGCGGUUGUCAAUCGACUAGAACGAAGCGAGCCGAGAAUAGCUUCCGAUGUGAAGAUUUCUUCGCAGCAGACACCAGUUCUUCAGCCAAGUUCUUCGCCGCCCAAGCCAUCUUCAUCGCCACCACGUCUUAUCCCUCAGCAAGCCAUCGCGCACCUGGACCUGGGUAUUCCCCAGUCUACGACUCCCAUUGCAGGUAGAAGCCGUACGCCCUCGCCAAGCAAGCGAGGCCAUAGAAGUACCAUAAGUGUGGACCGAGACACGUUCAGGACGCUGCGGAGGGAGCUUCUUGUCCCAGAUUUCCCGAACUAUUAUCCUCUUCAGCUCAAAUCUCAGGACGCGCAGUUUAGACUUCUCUUCCCCAAUGUACGACGGGACGAGCGUCUUGUCAUGGUGUUCAGAGCCACGUGGAAUCCAAGUGAACAACAGGAAUUUCCCGGCCGUGUCUAUGUCACCUCGAGGGAUCUGUACUUCUACAGCAACCACAUGGGUCUCGUCUUGACUACCAGUCUGCCUCUUGCUUCCAUCGAGGAAGCAACUGCCGCUCCAGGCAGAGACUGUGAUUUUAUCUUUAUGCAUCUAAAAGAUGCAGGAGCCGAUGGUGGUCCCCGGAGAGUGACCAUGAAGACUUUCUUAGAGCCAUUGAAACUACUCCAACGACGACUAAACUAUUUGAUCAAGAACAGCGUGUCUGAGGAACCUUCAGAGUUGGAAGAGGUAAUCAAAGCGCUUCUCAGACUUGAAACUGACGCGCCAGAUCGAAGUCCAAGUCUCGAGAGCUGGGAAGAUGUAUCACCAAAUACGCCAGUAGACACCGGUGGGACGAGUUACCGCGGCCGUGCAUCUAUAAGUGGAAAUGAAUUUCGAUCGCCCAUCCGUGUUGACAGAGCUCUACACCAGACUCAACUCGGGCGAAGAGAGUCCAAAUUCAAAUUGCCGGCUCAGCCAGUCAAAUACGUCCCUACAGGGAACCUGAAGCUUACGGUCGAGAAAGAGUUCGAUAUAAGUGCGAAAGCAUUAUUUCAUGUCAUGUUCGGAGACAAGAGUGCUCUAUGGCAAUUGUUACAGCACGAACGUCGAGCAAAGAAUCUCAGUCAGGGACCUUGGCUGAGCUUGGGUGAAGGCCGCCUUCGCCGAGAAUUUGCCUUCGAUAUUCCAACCACGAACCUCAUUGGUCAGGAAACUUGGUCAAACGUCCGAGAUUAUCAAGUUGUCGAUGUCAACAGUGACCAUUUGUGCUAUGUGGUGACUGACAAGCGAACACCAUGGCAUUUACCUUUCCGGAGUAAGCACCGCCUCCUCAGCAAAAUCGUCAUCACCCAUGUCGCCAAGGCCAAGUGUAAGCUCGCCGUGUUCACCAAAGUUGAAUGGUUGAGCAAUCCAUGGCUUCUGGGACAAAUGAUAGAGCGGCAAGCUAUGUCUGACUUGCAGCUGGAUUCUUUCGAUCUUGCAGAUCUUGUUGCAGACCAGGUGCGCAAACUUGGACCGCAUAGCCGCACGAAGAAAGCCGUCCACAUCUUUGGUCAAGUCGGUCAUGCCACUGAAACUACACAGUUGCUUGUUAAUGACUUGGCUCUGAAUAUCGAGCUCAGACGACAGGCUGGUCCCAGGUCGAUUACGAGCCUGUUAGUGCAAUCUGCGUCGUCAGUAGCCCAAAGUGCGGCUGGCACGAUCCUGGAGGCGUUCUUCGAUGUUUUGAGGUGGUUGGCGAAGACUUUCUCUGCCAACAAGUUCAUACUGAUCGCUCUGGCCUUCAGCGCUCUAUACAACAGCUGGCACACCUACCGCGAUACAAUGGAAUGGUGGCGUGAGAGUCGCGCCACUAAUUUCAUGGCCCGACUCGGUGUCUCUCCGGACGUUGCCAUGAGCCGAGCUGUCUAUCUGAGCGAUCUGGACGAAAUUUCUCGCCGUGAUGCGCACUUGCCACCUCGCGAGUCGAACGCCUGCUAUAGCGUGUUCCAUGACGAACAUGACCCAGAGUAUGUCCAUACGUCUAUCAGUGAGCCUGGAACUCUUCAGGUCCAGCAGGCCCGGAAGCGUCUAGGGACUUAUAGACAUGACCUAGCCGUCGGUAUCCGCGUGGUUAACGGGAUCGAGAAGGAACUCAUGCAAGCCGCGUGGGAGCAGUGGGUGGUGGACGAGAACCAACGGUGCCGCGUUGUCGAGGGCCUAGUGCUUGAUAAUUCGAGCGCGAAUGCAACGGACGUGGACGACGACGUGAGGAGAUGGUAUGAUGAGUAUUGCGCGAGUUGUCGAGAUGAAUAUGCAAAGAUACGUGUCUGA